CCAGACCGGGCCUGAGGCUUCAGUAAGGGAGUAACGGGCUGGGACGAAAGUUAUAGACGGAGAGGGGGGGGAGAUUUUAGGAAUACCAGCAGGAAGAAGGAGUGACCGCAGUUUAGGAUAAAGGCUGAGAUUGAAGCUCUGCAGCUGGCCAGAAGACUCUGACAGAGAAGAAGACGGCCAUGUUUACAGCACGAGCAGAGAUCAAGCUGUAAAAGAUAAGAGGCGGUCUCCCCCCACUGGCCCGCAUCGCAACGCUCACCACAGCGGCUCUGCGGAGGACCACGAGAGUCCAGAGAGAGUGGAGCAGAAGGAGAAGCUCCAUGCAGAGUUGAAGCAGGUGCUGAGUCAGAAGAGAAGUCACCUGAGAGAGUCCGCCUGUCAACUGGCGCAGCCGGUGAUGGAUCCGCAACCUGGCAGCGAGUCCACCGUCGAGGCGGAAGCCUCCAAGCCGCAGGAGAUCGUGGUGGAGACAGAGGCUGAGGCCGGAGCCAGCGGCUACAGCGUGACGGGCGGAGGACAGCAGGGAAUCUUCAUCAAAGAUGUCCUCAAAGACUCGCCGGCCGCCAAACAUCUCAGUUUGCAGCAAGGUGACCAGCUGCUGAGCGCCAAAGUGUACUUUGACAAUGUGAGGUAUGAAGACGCUCUGAAGAUCCUCCAGUGUGCCGAGCCCUACAAGGUCAGUUUCCUGGUUAAGAGGACCGUCCCAGAAGCAGACAUCACUGUGAGAACUGGAGUGCCCAUCGUGGAGGUCAAAGGUCCCAAAGCCAAAAUGGCCAAAAUGAGCGUGAAGGGCACCAAGGCAUUCAAGGCCAAGAAGAAGCGAGGUGGCCGAUUUGGUCUGAAGAGGCUGAAGGAGAAGCGUCGAGAGGAGCUAGUCAUCGAGGGAACGCCGCCCAGGCUGGAGAUAAGUGACGUGGAGUUUGCCCUUCCUAUAUUCCAACACAGGAAGGGCGGCCACCUGGACAAGGCAGAAGGUGGCGCUACUGUGAAGGCAAAGAAGAAAAUCAGGUUUCCUCGCAUUAAGACAAAAAGUCACACUGGAGGAAAGGAGGAUAGCGGACGGCUGGAGGGAGCUGAGAUUCCUGGAGCUAAAUUAAAGAGCAAAGCAAAAGGUCACACGUUUGGAAUUAGCUUUCCAAAGACCAAGCCUGGAUCUGUGGAACUGAAGAAGCCCGACACGAACAUCCAGCCUCCAUCGGUGGAGUUUAGUCUGUCUGCUGGUCAAGAGAAGAAAGGGGCGAUAUUUACUUCCCCUGAUAUAGAAUUUGCUCUUCCUUCCGGCAAAGCUGAGGCUUCUUUGCCCACCAGGAAGGGAAAAAUGGAAAUUAAAGCUCGAAAAGGGAAGGUCAGAGAACUAGAAGCUGAAGCCACUCAGGGAAAAGUUGAAGUAGAAUCAGGAAAAGGAGAUGGUAAACUUAGAAUGCCAAAAAUAAAACUUCCCACAGUGAGACUCUCACGUCAUUUGGAUGUCUGCGAUGAUGGCGUCAAGGUAAAAGUUCCUCAAGGAGACAUUAGGGUAGAAAUGGAAGCAGGAAGUGGGAUAGAAGGACAUGUCACCAAACCAAAGAUACAAGCAGACCUUCAUUCAAUGAGCAUGCCUUCCGUGGAUAUUUCUUUACCUAAAGUCAAAGGAAAAGCUGGCAUGGACAUCUCAGUGCCUGACCUUGAGCUGGAUGAUGGCAGACUUCCUGAUGAGGUAGAGGGCACUUUUAAAGGACCGCAAAUUGCUAUGCCCACACUUGAUGUCUCUUUAUCAAAGAUAGGAUCCUCUGAUGGGAAAAUUAAAGGUUCACAAAGUGCAGGGAAGUUCAGUCUGCCUUCUGUCGACGUCUCCCCACCCAAAGUAAAAGCUGAGACUAGAGACGUAGACAUGGACAUUUACAUUGGUGGAGAUGGGAAGUUCAAACUGCCUAAUUUUAACGUAUCUCUGCCAAAUGUCAAACCACAUGAAGGAGAGGUUUGUCUCAAAGGAGCAGAUGUUGAAGGAGGGUUUAAAUUACCCACUGUAGACCUGACUCUUCCCAAAGGCAAAGACUUGGACAUUGACCUUCCCAAAGCUGAAGGAGACUUGGAUAAUGAUGGUUUUAAUGUCAAAGGAGGAACAUUUAAAUUGCCAACGGUGGAUGUUUCGUUCCCAAAAGUAAAUCUUCCAGAAGUUGGUGUUGAAUUAAAAGGUCCAGAACUUAAGGGGGGAAAGCUGGAAAUGCCAGAUGUUGAUGUCUCACUUCCAAAAGGAAAAGUUGAGGGUGACUUUGAUAUUGAAGGUCCAGAGAUGAAGGGAGGAAAGUUAAAAAUGCCAAAGUUCGAUGUUUCUUUACCAAAAGUCAGUCUUCCAGAAGGAAACAUCAAACUAAAAGGUCCAGACUUUGGAGGAAAAAUGGACAUGCCCGAUGUUGAUGAUUCACUUCCCAAAGGAAAGGUUGAAGGUGACCUUGAUAUUGAAGGUCCAAAGAUGAAGGGAGGAAAGUUAAAAAUGCCAAAGUUCGAUGUUUCUUUACCAAAAGUCAGUCUUCCAGAAGGUGGCAUCAAACUAAAAGGUCCAGACUUUGGAGGGAAAAUGGACAUGCCAGAUGUUGAUGUUUCACUUCCUAGAGGAAAGGUUAAAGGUGACCUUGAUAUUGAAGGUCCAGAGAUGAAGGGAGAAAAAUUUAAAAUGCCAAAGUUUGACGUUUCUUUACCAAAAGUCAGUCUUCCAGAAGGUGGCAUCAAACCAAAAGGUCCAGACUUUGGAGGAAAAAUGGAAAUGCCAGAUGUUGAUGUUUCACUUUCUAAAGGAAAGGUUGAAGGUGACCUUGAUAUUGAAGGUCCAGAGAUGAAGGGAGGAAAGUUUAAAAUGCCAAAGAUUGAUGUUUCUUUACCAAAAGUCAGUCUUCCAGAAGGUGGCAUCAAACUAAAAGGUCUAGACUUUGGAGGAAAAAUGGAAAUGCCAGAUGUUGAUGUUUCACUUUCUAAAGGAAAGGUUGAAGGUGACCUUGAUAUUGAAGGUCCAGAGAUGAAGGGAGGAAAGUUUAAAAUGCCAAAGAUUGAUGUUUCUUUACCAAAAGUCAGUCUUCCAGAAGGUGGCAUCAAACUAAAAGGUCCAGACUUUGGAGGAAAAAUGGAAAUGCCAGAUGUUGAUGUUUCACUUCCUAAAGGAAAGGUUGAAGGUGACUUUGAUAUUGAAGGUCCAGAUAUGAAAGGAGGAAGGUUUAAAAUGCCAAAGUUUGAUGUUUCUUUACCAAAAGUCAGUCUUCCAGAAGGAAACAUCAAACUAAAAGGUCCAGACUUUGGAGGAAAAAUUGACAUGCCAGAUGUUGAUGUUUCACUUCCUAAAGGAAAGGUUGAAGGUGACUUUGAUAUUGAAGGUCCAGAUAUGAAAGGAGGAAAGUUUAAAAUGCCAAAGUUUGACGUUUCUUUACCAAAAGUGAGUCUUCCAGAAGGAAACAUCAAACUAAAAGGUCCAGACUUUGGAGGAAAAAUGGAAAUGCCAGAUGUUGAUGUUUCACUUCCUAAAGGAAAAGUUGAAGGUGACCUUGAUAUUGAAGGCCCUGAUCUGAAAGGAGGAAAGGUUAAAAUGCCAAAGUUUGACGUUUCUUUACCAAAAGUCAGUCUUCCAGAAGUUGGCAUCAAACUAAAAGGUCCAGACGUUGGAGGAAAAAUGGAAAUGCCAGAUGUUGAUGUUUCACUUCCUAAAGGAAAAGUUGAAGGUGACUUUGAUAUUGAAGGUCCAGAUAUGAAAGGAGGAAAGUUCAAAAUGCCAAAGUUUGAUGUUUCUUUACCAAAAAUUAGUCUUCCAGAAGGAAACAUCAAACUAAAAGGUCCAGAAUUUGGAGGAAAAAUGGAAAUGCCAGAUGUUGAUGUUUCACUUCCUAAAGGAAAAGUUGAAGGUGACUUUGAUAUUGAAGGUCCAGAUAUGACAGGAGGAAAGUUUAAAAUGCCAAAGUUUGAUGUUUCUUUACCAAAAGUGAGUCUUCCAGAAGGAAACAUCAAACUAAAAGGUCCAGACUUUAGAGGAAAAAUGGAAAUGCCAGAUGUUGAUGUUUCACUUCCUAAAGGAAAAGUUGAAGGUGACUUUGAUAUUGAAAGUCCAGAUAUGAAAGGAGGAAGGUUUAAAAUACCAAAGUUUGAUGUUUCUUUGCCAAAAGUCAGUCUUCCAGAGGCAAACAUCAAACUAAAAGGUCCAGACUUUGGAGGAAAAAUGGAAAUGCAAGAUGUUGAUGUUUCACUUCCUAAAGGAAAAAUUGAAGGUGACCUUGAUAUUGAAGGUCCAGAGAUGAAGGGAGGAAAGUUUAAAAUGCCAAAGUUUGAUGUUUCUUUACCAAAAGUCAGUCUUCCAGAAGGAAACAUCAAACUAAAAGGUCUAGACUUUGGAGGAAAAAUGGAAAAGCCAGAUGUUGAUGUUUCUUUUCCUAAAGGAAACGCUGAAGAAGACCUUGCUAUUGAAGGCCCUGAUCUGAAAGGAGGAAAGUUAAAAAUGCCAAAAAUUGAUGUUUCUUUACCAAAAGUAAAUCUUCCAGAAGGUGGCAUUAAACUAAAAGGUCCUGAUAUUGGGGGGAGUACAAUUGAAAUGCCAACAUUUGAUGUGUCUUUGCCAAACGUCAAUCUUCCAGAGGGUGGAGUCAAUGUAAAAAGUCACAAACUCAAAGCAGGAAUUAUAGAAUUACCAGAUGUUGAUGUUUCACUUCCCAAAGGAAAGGCAGGAGGAAAAAUGGCAAUUGAAGGACAUGUUGGCAAAGGAGGAAAGUUCCAUAUGCCCUCCGUUGAUAUUUCUCUUCCUAAAAUGAAAACGAAAGGUCCUGGGAUAAACAUUGAGGGUCCUGACAUGAAAAGUGGAACAGUCUCCAUACCCAGAGUUGAUGUUUUACUUCCCAAAGUUGAAGGAGACCUGAAUAUUGACGGUCCUGAUAUCAAAGAAGGAAAAUUCAAAAUACCAAAGGUUGAUGUAUCUUUACCAAAAGUCAAUCUUCCAGAGGGCGGCAUUAAACUAAAAAGUCCAGAUGUCAAGGGAGGAAAGAUAGGAAUGCCAGAUGUUGACGUUUCACUUCCUAAAGGAAAAGUUGAAGGUGACUUGGAUAUUGAAGGUCCUGUUGUAAAAGGAGGAAAGUUCAAAAUUCCAAAUGUUGAUGUUUCUUCACCAAAGUUCAGCCUUCCAGAGGGUGGUAUCAAACUGAAAGGUCCAGAGUUCAGUAAUGCAAAUAUUGAGAUGCCUGAUUUAGAUAUUUCACUUCCUAAAGGAAAAGUUAAGGCAGGUGUUGAUCAUGAAGGUCUUGAUAUUAAAGGAAGAAAGUACAAAAUGCCAACAAUUGAUGUUUCCUUGCCAAGAGUAAAUCUUCCAGAGGGUGGUGUUAAAAUAAGAGGUCCAGACUCUGGAGGAAGGAUAGAAAUGCCAGAUGUUGAUGUAUCACUUCCUAAAGGAAAAGCAGAAGGAGAAAUAGGAGUUGAAGGACAUGUUGGCAAAGGGGGAAAGUUCCAUAUGCCCUCUGUUGAUUUUUCUCUUCCUAAAAUGAAAACAAAAGGUCAUGAGAUAAACAUUGAAGGUCCUGACAUGAAAGGUGGAAAUGUCUCCAUACCAAGUGUUGAUGUUUCACUUCCCAAAAUUGAAGGAGACCUGGAUAUUGAAGGUCCUGGCAUCAAAGAAGGAAAGUUCAAAAUGCCAACAUUUGAUGUUUCUUUACCAAAAGUCAAUCUUCCAGAAGGUGGUAUCAAACUAAAAGGUCCAGACCUUAAACGAGGAACAAUCGAAAUGCCAGAUGUUGAUGUUUCACUUCCCAAAGGAAAAGUUGAAGGAAACUUUGGCAUUGACAGUCCUGACGUCAAAGGAGGGAAGUUCAAAAUGCCAACAUUAGAUGUUUCUACACCAAAAGUCAAUCUCCCAAAGUUUGAUGCAAGUUUGGAAGGACCAAAUAUCAAAGGAAAACUAGAAAUACCAAGUGUGGAUAUUUCACCGCCAAAAGGAAAAGUUGAAGCUGACCUUGAUGUUGACAGUCCAGAAAUGAAAGGAGCAAUGGCAAAAAAGCCAACAUUGGAUGUUUCUUUGCCAAAAGUCAAUCUUCCAGAGGGUGAAAUCAAAGCUCCAGGGUUCACUGGGGUAAAGAUUGAGAUGCCUAAUUUAGGUAUUAACCUUCCCAAAGGAAAAGUUGAGGGAGGUGUUGAUUUUGACGGUCUGGAUGUCAAAGGAGGAAAGUUCAGAAUGCCCACUUUAGAUGUUUCUUUGCCAAAAGUAAAUCUUCCAGAACGUGGGAUUAAACUAAAAGGUCCAGAACUCCAAGGAGGAAAUGUGGAAAUACCAUACGUUGAUGUCUCACUCCCUAAAGGAAAAGCAGGAGGUGAUGUAGGAACUGAAGUACAUAUUGGCAAAGGAGGAAAGUUUCAUAUGCCCUCUGUUGAUAUUUCUCUUCCUAAAGUUAAAACAAAAGGUCCUGAUAUAAGCAUUGAAGGUCCUGACAUGAAAGGUGGAAAGGUUUCCAUGCAAAGUGUUGAUGUCUCACUUCCCAAAGUUGAAGGAGACCUGGAUAUAGAAGGUCCUGGUAUUAAAGGAGAUACAUUCAAAAUACCAACGUUUGAUGUUUCUUUACCAAAAAUCAAUCUUCCAGGAGGUGGUAUUGAACUAAAAGGUCCAGAAAUCAAGAGAGGUAAUGUUGAAAUGCCGGAUGUUGAUGUUUCACUCCCCAAGGGACAAGUUGAAGGAAACUUUGACAUUGAAAGGCCUGACAUCAAAGGAGGGAAGUUCAAAAUGCCAACGUUCGAUGUUUCUUUACCAAAAGUCAAUCGCCCAAAGUUCGAGCCGAGAGUGGAUGGACCAAAUAUCAAAGGAAAAAUUGAAUUGCCAAGUGUGGAUAUUUCACUGCCAAAGGGAAAAGUUGAAGCUGACCUUGAUGUUGAGGGUCCAGAUAGAAAGGGAGGAAAGUUCAAAAUGCCAACUUUUGAUGUUUCUUUGCCAAAAACCAAUCUUCCUGAGGGUAGCGUCAAACUGAAAGGUCCAAGGUUUAGUGGGGCAAAUAUUGAGAUGCCUGAUUUAGAUAUUUCCCUUCCCAAGGAAAGGGUUGAGGGGGGUGUUGAUCUUGACGGUCCAGAUGUCAAAGGAGGAAAGUUCAAAAUGCCCACGUUAGAUGUGUCUUUACCAAAAAUCAGUCUUCCAGAAGGUGGCAUCAAACUAAAAGGUCCGGACUUUGGUGGAAAGAUUGAUAUGCCAAAUGUUGAUGUUUCACUUCCUAAAGGAAAAGCUGAAGGACACCUGGAUUUUGAAGGUCCUAAUGUCAAAGGCGGAAAGUUCAAAAUGCCCACGUUAGAUAUUUCCUUACCAAAAGUCAAUCUUCCAGAGGAUGGAAUCAAAAUAAAAAGUCCAGAACUCAAAGGAGGAAAUAUGGAAAUACCAGAUGUUGAUGUUUCACUUCCUAAAGGAAAAGCAGGAGGAGAAAUUGGAAUUGAAGGACAUGUUGGCAAAGGAGGAAAGUUCCAUAUGCCCUCUGUUAAUAUUUCUCUUCCUAAAAUAAAAACAAAAGGUUCAGCGAUAAACAUUGAAGGUCCUGACAUGAAAGGUGGAAAAGUGUCCAUGCCAGGUGUUGAUGUUUCUCUUCCAAAAGUUGAAGGAGACCUGGAUAUUGAAGGUCCUGGUAUUAAAGGAGAUACAUUCAAAAUGACAACAUUUGAUGUUUCUUUGCCAAACGUCAGUCUUCCAGAGGGUGGCAUCAAACUUAAAGGUCCAGAGUUCAGUAAUGCAAAGAUUGAGAUGCCUGAUUUAGAUAUUUCGCUUCCUAAAGGAAAAGUUGAGACAGGUGUUGAUCUUGAAGGUCCUGAUGUCAAAGGAAGAAAGUUAAAAAUACCAACAGUAGAUGUCUGUUUACCAAAAGUCAAUCUCCAAAAGUUGGAUCCCAGUUUGGAAAGAUCCGAUGUUGGCAAAGGAAAAAUUAAUAUGCCAAGUGUGGAUAUUUCACUUCCAAAAGGAAUCGUUGAGGCUGACAUUGAUGUUGAGGGUCCAGAGAUGAAAGGAGGAAAGUUCAAAAUGCCAACAUUUGAUGUUUCUUUGCCAAAGGUCAAUCUUCCACAAGGUGGUGUUAAAAUAAGAGGUCCAGACUUUGAAGGAAAAACGGAAUUGCCAAAUGCUGAUGUAUCACUUCCCAAAGGAAAAGUAGAGGAAGCAAUAGGAAUUGAUGGACAUGUUGGCAAACGAGGAAAGUUCCAUACGCCUUCUGUUGAUAUUGCACUUCCUAAAUUGAAGACAAAAGGUCCUGAGAUAAUCAUUGGAGGUCCUGACAUGAAAAGUGGAAAUAUCUCCAUGCCAAGUGUUGAUGUUUCUCUUCCCAAAGUUGAAGGAGACCUGGAUAUUAAAGGUCCUGAUGCCAAAGGGAAAAAAGUAGAAAUGCCAACAUUUGAUGUUUCUUUACCAAAAGCCAAUCUUCCAGAGGGUGGUAUAAAACUAAAAGGUCCUGACCUCAAAGGAGGGACAGUAGAAAAAAUGGAUGUUGACGUUUCACUUCCCAAAGGAAAGAUUGAAGGAAACUUUGACAUUGUAGGGCCUGAUGUUAAAGGAGGAAAAUUCAAAAUGCCAACGUUGGAUGUUUCUAUACCAAAAGUCAAUCUCCCAAAGUUUGAUCCCAGUUUGGGAAGACCAGAUAUCCAAGGAAAAAUUGAAAUGCAAAGUGUGGAUGUUUCACUGCCAAAAGGGAAAGUUGAAGCUGACCUGGAUGUUGUGGGUCCAGAAAUGAAAGAAGGAAAGUACAAAAUUCCGACAAUUGAUGUUUCUUUGCCACAGGUGAAUCUUCCAGAGAGUGGCGUUAAAAUAAGAGGUCCAGACUUUGGCAGGAAGAUUGAAAUACCAGACGCUGAUGUUUCACUUAUCAAAGGAAAAGCAGAAGGAGAAAUGGUAAUUGAAGGCCAUGUUCACAAAGGAGGAAAGUUCCAUGUGCCCUCUGUUGAUAUUUCUCUUCCGAAAAUGAAAACAAAAGGUCCUGAGAUAAAUAUUGAAGGUCCUGACAUGAAAGGUGGAAAGGUAUCCAUGCCAAGUGUUGGUGUUUCUCUUCCCAAAAUUAAAUCUCCAGAUUUGGAUGUCAACUUUGAUGGUGAAGGUGAAAGAGUCAAAAUUUCUGGAAUAAAAGGAGAUAUUCGUCCAGCCACAUUUGAGGUAAAAGGUGUGGAUAUUAAGACAGGUAACAUAGAAGGUCCAGAUUCAUCUCUUAAACUUCACACUGUUAAAUUGCCAACAGUGGACAUCUCCGCUCCAAAGGUGGAUCUAGACUUUGGCAUCUCCAAACCAAAAGGUGAUGAUGUGGAAGUGGCGCUUCUAAAGGCUGAGCGAAGUCGGCCUUCUUCAGGAGGAAGCUUUGAUUUGCCCAGUGUUUCUCUCAAAGUCCCAAGCUUUUCUCUUCCCCGAUUUGGUGGGAAAUCUAAGAGUCGAAAUUUGGAUAUAUCAGGGCAAAGCAGCGAGGGGGAUAUUUCUCUCAAUGCCCCCUCCAUGGAGUUGAACUUAGAAAAAAACAUAAAGGGGAAAAAAAAUAAAGUUAAAAAGCCCUCCUGGGGAACAUCCAAAAUAGAAGCAGAUGUAUCAGUAUCUUGUCCUGAAUUAGAUGUUAACUUAAAAAAGGGGGCAGUCGACCUUCCUCAAUCAAAUGUUCAACUCCCAGAGGCUGACAUGGAAGGGAAAGGUCGAUUUCAUGCACCUGAUGUCACCAUCAAAGUACCAAAAUUCUCCAUGCGAGCAUUUGGUUCAAAAGACAUAGAUUUUGGAAGGCCAGGUGGUGACCUUGAAACAAAGGCUAAGGUCAAGGUGCCCUCAGUAGAGCUAUCACUACCAGCUAACAAAUCACCAGAAUCUGAGGUUCUUCUUCCCAAAGCAGAGGUGGAUGUAUCAGACCAUCAUCAUACAAAAAUAAGAUAUGAUCCCAGUCAUGAGAAAGAGGGAGCCAAAUUCAAGAUCCCUGAUGUUGACAUAUCCUUACCUAAAGGAAAGGCAGGAAACAUUGCAGGAAGUCAUGCUGGGGCUGAAGUUCAAAAGGGGAAGUUAAGAAUCUCUCACAAAAGCAUUCCUGAUGUGGACAUGUCACUGCCGAAAGCAAAACCUUUAAAGACUGAAGAAUCAGAAGUUGAAAUCAAGGGAAAGUUAAAAACACUGCCAGUUGAUGUGUCCCUCCCCAAAGCGCCACAUGUUGACAUCUAUGGAGGCAACUUGAAGACACCGCUUGCUGACAUUGACCUGCGAGAAGCAAAAAAAGCAAGCAGAAAUUUUGAAGUGGACACAAAAGUCAAAUCACCGGAUGUGGACGUUGAUCUGCGUAUUGGUAAAGCCAAACAAGACAAAGGCAAAAAAGACAAAGCUGAUGUGCAUGUUGAGGGAACAGGUCUGAAACUGAAGAUGCCAAAACUUGAUAUCAAAGCUCCUAAAGGAGACCUGGAACUGGAUUUAGGACUUGGCAAAGGAGAGGCCUCAACUGAAGCCAGUGGCAAAAUCAAAGGGCCAAAAGUGAAAGGAACUAAGUUUAAUAUUGGAAUGCCAAAAAAGACAAAUGGUGGUGGUGUAAAGAUAUCCCAAAAUGUUGAGCUGGACAACCACGAUGGACACACAGCAGGUCCAAACAUCAAAAUGGAAGGUGUCAGGUUAUCAGGUGGCUCAGCCAGUGUGGGGAAAGAAGGAGGAAUAGUUUUACCAAAUAUUCCAGACAUAGACUUUGACAUCGGCACAUCACAGGAUGAAGAGGAAGAAAAGAAGAUCAAAAUCCCAAAGUUUGGUGUUCCGUUACCCGCCAUGUCCUCCCCUGAAGGAAGGAUGGAGUUCUGUGGGCCAGAAAUCAGAUACGAGGGCUCCAAAAUCCCUAAAGUGAAGAAAGCGGUUUUUGUUUUAGCAAAUCCACCACGAACAGAGGACGUUACUCUAUCUACAGGUGACACCAAGCUGAAGAUGUCAAAGAUCCAAACAAAGUCAAUAGAAACUUCUGUUACACAGGGAGGGACUGUUAGAUUUCCUGAAGUGACAGUCAGUCCUGGAAAAUCAUGGUCAGCUGACGUCGCUCUCAAGGCGGAAAAUUCAAGUUCAAGCCCUGACAAUGUAUUUAAAGUGGACACAAGCACAGUGAGCAGCAACGUCCGACUUCCAAAGGUAGAAUUCACGUCUCCUCACGGCAAGAAGACUGCAGCCGACGCCAACAUGGAAAGAGGAAGCAAAGUUGUUCAACAUUCAUCACCAGGGGAAGUUGAGCAAAACCCUGCAGGAAUGAAACUAAAACCCCACAAUAUUUCAUUUGAAAGUUUCCAUGAGGACUCUCCAAGGGAACUUGUCUCACUCUCUCGGACAGAAAAGCUGGAAAGAGACAGUUCCUGGUCUCCUUCUGGUUAUACUGUGGAGUUCAGCUCAGCAAAGGUCCAAACUUGGAGCAAGGCAGACACCGAAGGAGACUCCCAAGAGGGAGAGUCUUCCCCCUGGUUCAAGGCCCCAAAGUUCACCCUGAAGCCACACACCACAGGCUUCCUCCAGAUCACGCCAGAGGGGUCUCCUCAGGCGCAGCGCCGAGGAGAGGUGGGGGGCGAGGCCAGCGUCUCAGGGUCCUUCUGCCUGCACACAGCAGACAUGGACGUCACCACCCAGGAAGUGUCUUCCGCUGGGGGAGGAGGGGCCGUCACCACGGUGACCAAGACGUCCAGGAUCACGCGACAAUCCACGCCAGGCGGGACGCGGACGGGCAGUGGAUCGUUGUGCCCGAGUCAUUGUUUCCUGUCGGACCUUUCAAGCAACGGACACACUGUUCCAGGGAAGCAGCAACCUUGGUGGAAAUCCACACGCCGGUGGAGGAGUUGUCUGAUUGGACGCCUACCUGGACAGGAAGUCCCAUCCAGCAUCCGGGUGACGCCUGGGACGCCUUCCCUCAGGACGCGAGGGGCGAAGGUCGGCAUGAGGCGGGACUUUGGUGGCCUGAGGAGGAGAGGAGAGGCGCUGAUGAUCACAAUCUGGCGGGUCUCUUUGCAUCAGCCUUUCCCCCGCUACCUGACUCACCCCCCCGGGACCCCGGCGACCCCGACGUUAUUCCCACGUUGAUGCAGCUCCUGGUGGGAAGCGGCGGUCAGGAGCAGCGGCUUCUAGGCGGCUUUGCCGAUAUCAGCAAAAUGGCGGUCCACAGAUACAAAGCAGGAAGCGGCGGCGUGUCACGUGACCUGCUGUUGAGGUCCUUACACGUGGAGCCGCCCGACACA
Molecule: messenger RNA, 12156 nt
Organism: Nerophis ophidion (straightnose pipefish)
Lineage: Eukaryota; Metazoa; Chordata; Actinopteri; Syngnathiformes; Syngnathidae
Gene: prx
Product: periaxin
Exons: 13
Coding region: 398-12001 (3867 amino acids)
Biological process (GO): regulation of RNA splicing
Cellular component (GO): costamere; cytoplasm; nucleus
Molecular function (GO): protein binding
Source: RefSeq, a predicted model, not a curated record